This is a messenger RNA of Porites lobata, 6133 nucleotides long. Lineage: Eukaryota; Metazoa; Cnidaria; Anthozoa; Scleractinia; Poritidae. The record is from the annotation of a GenBank genome assembly.
AUGUUUAUGUUUCAGCUGAGUGGAUGGCGAUGAAUGCCUGCAUGAUCUCAUUCCAGUUCAUGCACUUGGAGUGAACGCACAACCUUUCUCUGUUUUCACUUCAGCGAAGAACUUUUGUAGAAUUUCACUGUAUUCACAGAUCCACUAUAAAUUAAUUUUUCUUUUCUCACACCAUUUCUCGAACUUUUUUACUCCUCACUCUUGCUCUCUUGUUGUUUUUUGUCUGAGCUUUUUGCUCAAUUUCAUCCAGUUGCUCAUUGUUUAAGUCCAAAUUUUGACCAGAAAAAAGCUGAAAAUUUGGGACUUUUCCAUUUUAAAAUAGCAUCUCCAAACGUCAAACGUUCACCACAAAACUACAAAGUGAGCAAGUGCAAAUUCAUCCACAAAAAUUUGCGCCAACUCUGGCACUGAAAUGGUAUCCUCAGGAUCUCAUUGGCCAUGCAAAGUUGUUUGACAUCUAGUCUACAGCCAAUCAAAAUCAGGGCAGCAAAUGCAUUUUCAGCCUGCCCAUUGCCCAUUUGGCCCACAAAAAGGCAUGUUUUACAGAGAGCACUUUGUCAUUUGGCAGCGUUUUGAUAACAAUGAUGAAUAAUUUUCCUUUUGUGACAGUCAACACUGUUUCACAUACAGCAUACAUGUAGCAGCCCAAUCAAAAUGUUGAACUAUACAGUGUUAAGAAGCAAAUAUGAUGAAACCAAAGUAUACAUAACAGGUGGCAUGGCAAUGCAAGGCCUUAACUAAUAAACCUUAGUAUUGAAUAAGAGCCAGUAUUCCACGAGAAGCAGCAAAAUUGCAGACUGCUUCCUCACUCUGACCAGGGUCUAAAAGAGAUUUAUCGCGAUCCAUGAUUUGACCAAAAUACAGUGUGGGAUUCUGGAAAACAAUGGAUAAUUAUCUUAACCGGAAACAGGAUUUCCUGGUCACCUGGGAAGCCAGAUUUGCCAAAAUUUGGGCUUGGGAUAGGGGAUUUUUUAACCAUAUGUCGCGAAUUUGGGAAAUCCUAUGUUUGAGCAGCAAUUAUGAAAUAACCACGCGAGCAUUAAGUGGUAUCUCCUCUAAAACCAGGAGCUGCAUGAUUACCUGUUCAAACCAAACUAUAGAGACAGUGUGCCUCGUUGUAUUUUUUUUGGAAAGAAAAAAGGAAUUCAGGAAAGAGAUGUCCAAAAUUGCGGGAUGCGGGAUUUUCAUGAAAAAGGAGUGGGAAUUAUAAUUAUCAUAUUUAACUCACAAUAUCUCUCUGUUUCUGAUUUGCUCAGGCCCCUGGCUUAUUCCUCAGAGCUAACUACACAGUAAAGGCUAUCACCAGAAAAAAGGGAUCAGGCAAGCGAGAAUCCCUGGGGACGAGAUUGCAUAUUAAGCUCACUUGUAAAUAGCCAAAUUUUAGCCUAAAACAUAGCAACACAGCAAAAAAUGCUAAAUAAACAGAUGGCAACUGCUAUCUGGAGAAUAUGUUAGCUUUUAAACAUCUCUUUGUAUGUCCAUAAUUUCUCAUGGAACAGACAAAUGAAGACAGAAAUUUAACAUCAAUCAAGUUAAGCUUGUUUUAAAGCAAGAACUACGUGUAUUUUGCAUAAACAUACAUAAUGGGUUCAGCUUUUUUAUGAUCUGAACAAUAAUAUGCAGAUCUUGGAUAGUCUCAUUCAUUAUAACGGUACAUGACACCCUCCUAGAUCUGAGUGAUUCUUCAGAUUGUAUGAAAACCUCAUCCCCUAAUUAGGUAGCAGGGAUUGGGAAGGCCGUGGGCCAUGUGCAUGGCCCAUAUUAAAGUUAGAAAAUGUUGCACUAUAAAACUGCUAGCCACCCUAAAGUCGCGUAAUGAGCACUUUAGUUAUAAGCUCCUUAAUCUGUAUUAAUUUGGUGUUACGUGUACAACAAAUAAAAACAUGAACCUAACCCUUUGUUUCUUUGAUCAGUGAUCUAAAGUUUGCAAAUGCACUCAGUUCUGUCAAGACAGACGUGCUUUGAGUUGAUAUUUGCUUCUAGCUGUCUUUGUCUUUCUUGCCAAAACAAAUUCAUUUAACAUUUUAAUAAAAAAUUUUAUUAUUGAGAUAAUGCCUCCAAAGAGACUCCCUUUUUUAGCACGAAUAUGACAGCCAAGUUCAAGAUCAACUGCGAAAAUGAAAACAAGAACAACGAUAUAAAAACACUUUCCAGGCCUGCAAGUAACGAAUACAGAAAAUUCCAACCGCGCAAAGUGGCUCAUGUUUGAAAGGGAUGCCAUGUUUUGCAAAACAUUGAAAACAAGUAGUAUAGCAAAGAAGUAUCAGCUUCAAAGUUACAGUAAGUUGGAUUGGAGUCACUUACUCAGUUUAGUUUAGACUUAGCAAUUAUCAUGCUUAAUUCUUAUUCUUAAUAAUAGACUUAGCUUGUGCUAGCUACGCAACUUUCUGUGUAUCAAAAUAAUAUAGUGACUGCUAAAAGGGUCAAAUUGAUUGCUCUUUAUAUCCUGAGUUACAUGUAAGUUGAAUGGAUGCACUGAUUGAUUCAGUACAUUUUGUAAAACCUGAAUAAACAUAAUUAAAAACUGAAAAAUACUUGGUACCUAAUCACAAUAAAAUACUGAACACACUAUUUUACCAGUAAUGACAUCUGGUUGUGAGACAUGGGCACUUAACAACGCUAUGAUGGAUAAGCUUGCAGUCAACCAGCGUAAGGUGGAACGCAUAAUACUAGGCAUUACCCUUUAGGAUCAAAAGCAAAACACCUGGAUCUGUCAAGAAACUGGUGUAAGCGAUAUCAUCAACACUAUCAGAGAAGCAAAGCGUAGAUGUGCAGGUCACAUUGCCUGGCUAUUUGAUAAUCAUUGGACCAUCAGAGCAACAGACUGUGGACCCAAGAGAUUGGACCAGAAAACCGGGUCAUCCAAAAACAAGAUGGAGAGACAAUCUCAUCAGACAGCAGAUCGGACCCUUACGGCUAAGAUUAGCCAAGCGCAGACACCUGUGGGAUCGAUCCAGGGAGGGGUUGAGUGAAUGCAAACCCUGAUGUUCAUGAUGAUGAUGAUCGACACACUUUUAUAUCUUCAAUUGCACAUAUAAUUUCAUUUCCUGUGACAUGGUGUUUUGCAGGCGGUCAGUGGUUAAACUUGCAUGACGGCGCAUGUUUUUUAAUAAAUAUUAUUAGACAAACAAACAUGGCAGCGAAAAAAGCAAUGUUACAGAGAAGGCGAUUUCUCAAAAUCUACUCAUUAAUUAAAAAAUUGGUGGUACUUGGCGGAAUUUUUACUUUUAUCGUAUUUUAAAUAAUGAGAACUUUAAAAUGGAAUUUGAACAGAUGAUUUUUGGGAAACGUUUAAUAUUACAGUACAAUUAUAUUUAUUUAUCAAUUACCUAAAAACCCGUCCGUUAAAAUUUGGUCAAAUAAGUGUCAAAUGGUAAUGAUUAAUAUUAUAGUAAGCUGUGUACAAGUUUAUAGGAAAAUCUAAUGAGUGAAUUUUAUGUAAACUGAGCAAAAGUGAAACUUUCAGGUUGUAUUCAAUUGUUCAUGUUGUCAUGGAAACAACGAAAAUGUCAAAUUUUACCCGUCAGUCACAGCUUGUGAGCUGCAACCCUUCUCUUGCCAUGAUUUGGCAAAUGACAUAUAUUCACAAACUGCUAAAACUGUGUUCAGCCACCUUAAUGGCCCAUAACUUUUCAAAGUCAGGGACAUGUAGGCCCAUUGUCUAUUUCUGACACAGGUGGAUGAAGAUGCCGCGAGUAAAACCCUACAAGAUUUGUAUAGUAGUAAGACAAAAGUCAUAUUUAGUAGAAAUGUUUGUAAUUAAUUAGACUACGAGUACUCCCCCAUUUUCCCUCAGGGAUAGUAGAGCGAGCAAAAUACAUGCAUGCGUAAAAAUCACCCCCUGUGAGAAAGGCGACACACGACAGAGAGAGAGAAAAAAGAGGGACUACAGGCAAAGCCCAGGCUUUUGACUUUAAGCGCUGCUCUCACAAUGCUCUUCCAUGACGCACCAGCCACUAUCAACACUUGAUGUUUACUGAUGACAAUAGCAUUGACAGCUCAAUGAGAGAAGGAAUCCCAUUUUGUUACACUUAAUUGAUUUGAAAGGCAAUACAAACUUCACACACCAAAAUCAGUUGGCCAUGAAGGGUCAAAAGCUUGGACUUUGUCUGUAGUCCCUCAUUUUUCUCUCUGCCCCGGCGCAUCUUGCCUUUCUCACAUGGGAUAAUUUUCAUGGGUGCUCGCGUUUCACUUGCUCUACUAUCAGGUACCAUCCCUGAGGGAAAAUGAGGUACUACUCGUAGUCUGGUAAUUAAUUCAAACUAUGUCACAGCUCAAAACAUCCUUACUUAAAAGUUCACUGACUCCCUCCAAAACAGUUGGCAGGUCCUAAUCAGUUAUGGGUAUGAACAAAUGUUUUUCUUACACGUAUUCUUCAAAAAGCAGUUGCCAUUCUUUACGAUUUUUGUAUAUUGCUGCUAUCUUCCUGACGCAUUUUAUAUAAUUAAGCAAUUUGUAUUCACACAAACAAUUACAAACAAUCAGUUUUACAGCGGGGGGUAGCACCCGCAUUUUCGUAUGGCGCCCUCUUUCUGUAUCUAAUACAGCGGUUGGAGAUUCUAUGAGGACAUUUUUGUCAUUUUUAUCAAGUCUUUGGAAUACUUUUGGUGGCCAAAUAAAUAAAUACAUUCAAAUUAUUGGCUCACUAUAUUGCCUAUGUUCAAAAAUUCGAGGGUUUGCCCCUCAACGAGACUUCUAAGUAGGGCAGAGAAUUUAAAAAAGUUGCCAUUGUAGGUAUUAAAGACGUAUAGAAUGCAACUUUACCUUUAACAGUGAAUUCUCGUAUUUAAUUCCUAGCAGUGACUUCUGAUCGAUCUCGAUUUCUACCCUGUCCAGCACAAUUAAAUCGACCAAUGCGGCACAUACAGCACCUGCUCGUAGCUCCAUUGCGCCUUCCACUUCACCAUCCUUGGACUCUUGCCAAAGCAAAGCGUAUGCUUGUGUAAGAUUCAGUUGUCUUCGCUUGGUCUCCCCCUUAACCUCAUCCUUGUUGAAGUGAAUGGAGUUCACAAACGUGACUACUGCCUCGGUGAGUUUAUCGCAAAUUUGAUACAUAUAACCAGCACCAGCUGCUCCCGCACCGUAAGCCAUUUUGCUUAAAGAGAAUCACGCCCUCUCUGGGGCCUCUCUGCUAGGUACGAUAUUACAAUUCAUCUGACACACGCUCGCAGUCUGAUUGUUUUCUUUGUGUAUGCAAAUUAGGUGUGGACUCUGGUGUAUUAAAAUUUCAAUAUGACUUGUUUGCGAGAGCAAACACAAUAUUGUCCGUACUUAGCGAAGCCUAGCGUCUACAGCAACUCCGGCGGCCAUUAUUCUGAUCAGAGAAAAAGCGAGAUCUUGGGAACCGGUCUUAGUGCGCAUGCUUCAGUGAAUUUCGUGAAUUUUGUGAAAAUGUAAGUGAAAAUGACAGCCCUCGAGAGAGCCUAAACUUUAUUCUUUCAGUUGUGCACACGAUCAUCGGUUUCCACUUCACUUCACUUCACUUCACUUAUUUAUCAGGCGCGUAGGAGGGGGGUCGAGGGGUUCGAACGAACCCCCUUUGCAGGUCAAUUUGUCAAUUUAUUUGAAGGCCUCAACCUGGAGAUGAUGAAAUUGCAAAAGUUUGCUUUACGAAACGGAAUAGUCCUGUUGUUGUAUUGUGAGUUGGUAAGCAUUCCCUUCGAUAUUUAGGUCCCAUUUUAUGGAGUAAGCUGGACAAAAAUGAUAAAACGUGUAAAUCAUUAAGUGAUUUUAGAAACCGAAUGCGAAUAAGGAUCUGACAUCUCUUAUUGAUGAUGGAUGCAAAGGAUGUCUUCCGUGUGAUAGUUGAUGUCUCAUCGGAAAAAAUUUUAGUACUGAGCUUUAGCAUUUUAGCUAACAAUUUGUAACAUAUUGUAUGGAUUUUUUUAUCUACUUAAUUAUUGUAUCUAUUAUAUUUUAACUGUAGGUGUCCCCUAUUAGUAGAGGGCCUGCCCCUCGGCUAGUUUUUCUUUCUUGACACAUAAAUAAAGUUUCUAUCUAUCUAUCUAUAAGCUUUAUAAGUAAGUAGCAAUGUUGUGGCCCCAGUAUAUCCUAGUGACCUAGUAUUAUAUGUAGUCAAAACAAUCCCACCAUUGAAGAUGUUUCCUUAGCUGUUUAUGAGAAUUCGGAUUGA